CUCAGCUUUGAUCCCAAGGGGGAACCUGAAACUGUCACAUUCCUGGCAUAGCAGCGGCCGCCGGCCCGGCCCAGCCCAGCCCGGACAGCCCAGCCCGGCCCACCCAGCGCAGCGCCUCGCAGAGCAGCGCAGCCCCGCCGUGCAGUGGGCCGGUCCUUGCCCGCUGGAGGCGGCGCAGCGUGUCCGGCCUCGCCCGGGACAGACGGACCUGCAGAGGCCGGACAGGCCGCAUUCCCGGGAGCCACAUCGUAGCGCCCAGGGCGCAAACCUCCGGCUCCUGCGGGCGCAGACCUCAGGCUCCGGCGCCGACCCUUCCUCCCUUGGCCGGACCCCCGGGACCAAGCCGAGCUCUGCCAUGGUUGGGUGCCCACGGGAGUCCAGCCACCGCUGAUCUCCAGGCUCCCCCUUCCCCGGCCCCCCCCCGCCCCCCGUGUCGAAAGCCCGGGCCGUGGGCCGAAGCGAAGGAUGAGGACCGUGGAGGAGUCGUCCGGCACAGUCCUCCACCGCCUCAUCCAGGAGCAGCUGAGGUACGGCAACCUGACGGAGAACCGCACGCUGCUGGCCAUCCAGCAGCAGGCCCUGCGGGGCGGAGGCGGCGGGGGCGGCGGUGGUCCCCGCUCUUCCCUGGAGAGCCUCACCCAGGAAGAGAGCCAGAUGGUAGCUCAGUCGGCGAGGCAGGAGCCCCAGGGCCAGGAGCACCACGGCGACCACGUCUACCGAGAGAAUGCCCUCUACCGACUCUACCCGCCACCGAACAAGGGCGAGGAGCUGCCCACCUACGAAGAGGCCAAGGCCCACUCGCAGUACUAUGCCUGUCAGCGGGGGCCCCCGCCCGGGCCGGCCUGCCCCGGCCCCGUCUCCGAGCGGGGACAGCGGAGGGCCUGUGGGCCCGACAGCGGCUGCCGCCAGGACGAGUCCCUGAAGGAACUGAAGCACGGGCACGUCAGGUCCCUGAGCGAGCGCCUCAUGCAGAUGACUCUGGAGAGGAACGGGGCCAAGGCGCCCAACCACAUGACUUCCUCCCACAGCUUCCCGCAGCUGUCACGCCACCACCAGGUGGUGACCCCCAAGGGCCCCCACCCCGAAGGCCCGGAGUCACGGGGACCCCCCCCAGACUACCCCUACGGCACGCCGCCCCACGAGUCCUCCUCCCUCGGCUACCUGGGUGACCCCAGGAUCUGCUCCCGGGGCGGUCCGGAAUUCCAGUAUCCCGAAAUCAGGAUCCUUCAGUCCCAGAUGCCCCAGGUCUUUUUACAGCAGCCACAGCCACAGCAGCCACUGCAGCAGCCGCCGCAGCCACAUCAGGCAGCCAUGGCUCAUAGUUCCUUGGGCUCUCUGACUCCAGCCGGGGUCGAGGCGCUGAUGACAGCUCAGGCGGCGUCGGCUAAUAGCCGCCUGGCCCACAUGGAGGCCGUGCUGCGGGAGAACGAGAGCCUGCAGAGAGAGAAUGAGAAGCUGCUGAGGGAGCUGGAGAACUUCAACGAGAAGGCAAGCCGGAUCCAGAAGCUGGAAACAGAAAUCCAGCGCAUCUCAGAGGCUUAUGAGAACCUUAUGAAGGCAUCCACCAAGCGGGAGACUCUGGAGAAGACCAUGAGGAACAAGAUGGAUGGGGAGAUGAGGCGGCUGCAGGACUUCAAUCGGGACCUGAGAGAACGACUGGAAUCUGCCAACAGACGCCUGGCCAGCAAAGCGCCGGAGGCUCCGGAGGGUGGUCAGAGCCUAAUAGCCAAGCUUCUCGCUCAGAACUACGAGCACCAGCAGGAGCAGGAGAAGCUGGAGCGGGAGAUCUCCUUGCUGCGGGGGUCGAACGAGGACCAGCGGAGGCGGGCGGAGCUUCUGGAACAGGCGCUGGGCAACUCCCAGAGCCGGGCGGCCAGAGCUGAGGACGAGCUGCGCAAGAAGAGGGCCUAUGUGGAGAAGGUGGAGCGCCUGCAGCAGGCCCUGGCCCAGCUCCAGGCCGCCUGUGAGAAGCGGGAGCAGCUGGAGCUUCGUCUACGCACCCGCCUGGAGCAGGAGCUGAAGACCCUGAGAGCUCAACAGAGGCAGAUGGGGGCACCUAGCAGCGGGUCCCCUGAGCUCAGUACCCCGAGGCUGCGUGAGCAGCUGAGGGAGAAGGAGGAGAAGAUCUUGGCGCUGGAGGCUGACAUGACCAAGUGGGAGCAGAAGUACCUGGAGGAAUGCACCAUGAAGCAGUUUGUCAUGGACGCGGCCGCCACGGCUGCUGCUCAGCGGGACACAACCCUGAUCAACCGCUCUCCGCACCAUUCCCCCAACAGCAGCUUGCACGAAGAGCUGCUCCUGGCCAACCACAAGCACCAAGAGAUGGAGAACAGGUUAAAAGCUCUUCACGCGCAGAUCCUGGAAAAAGACGCCGUGAUCAAAGUGCUGCAGCAGCGCUCCCGGAGGGACCCAGGCAAGGCGGCACAGGGCUCCCUGCGCCCAGCCAAGUCUGUGCCCUCCAUCUUUGCGGCCUCGGCGGCCCCAGGCUGGCAAGGCGCCCCUUCCCGGGAGCAGUCGGUGGAUGGGGCCUCGCGCCCGGAGACAGCAGCGAGGGUCUCGACAGAGGAGAUGCCCAGAGGCCCCCUCCCCUCCCACUCCAAACACGGGAGCAAAGAUGGCAGCACUCAGACGGAUGGUCUUGGCGAGGGCCCGGGUGGCCUGCAGGAGGCUGAGCCCCAGAUGUUUCUGAAUGGCACCGGCCUGGGAAUUGCCUCACUCGAAUCUUCAGCCGCCCCUAGGAUCCGGGAUCUUUCUGACAUGGUGGAGAUUCUGAUCUGAAAGGGGCUCAGCCUAGAUGACUCCUGCUCUGUUCCCUGAAAUCCUGUCCCCUUCCCCUGAGGCAUCGUCCACUGGAGCCCCCAGAGCAUUGGCAUCGUCCACUGGGCCACUUCUUGGGGAGUCUUGGUCCUGGAAGCGUAGUGAGACGGCAGUCUUCGGCCACCCCAGCCUGGCAGUGGAGCAGAGCCACUGCCAUGACCAACCUCCGACGACGCCUCCGUCGCAGCCGAGAUGGACCUCCAAGUCGCCGAUGAGGGCCGAGGACCUUUACUCCCGCCCGCCGGGGGGGCCGCGGCGUCCCUCUGGCGUGAACGGAGUUGCUGAGAGUCCAGCCAAGAGGCCGAGUUCCCACAGGAUUCUCAGCCUGCGACUUGGGGGGCUGGGGAGAGUGUUAGGAGAGGAGGGUCAGGUGUGGGGCCGGAGGACAGAGCUGUGACUGGAAGAAGAGGCUGGUCAUUUCCCAUGGAGAUCACCGCUUUGUUCCCAAGGUCUCAAGUUCACAUUGCCAGAAGUCAACCGUGGAUCCGCUGGUUGUGCCAGAAUUUAAUUCCCCUUUCCUCCUCGUUCCUCUCCCACAUACUCUCCUGCCCUGUGGCUGAAACCUUGGGAAUGUGUCCCUUAACCCACUCCCACACCCCAUUCGGGCUGCGUGUACCUGUAGAUAAGGUUAGACAGUAGCCUGUUAUUUUAUUUGUACAUAAUUCUAUGUUUUAUGAGACAGAGACAAAAUGGACAGUGGCCAUUUCGAUUCCUUUCCACCCUGCAACGUCUCUCCUGACUCCGACUCCAUUGCCGGUAUGAUUUUCAGGGACUCUCCCUUCGAUGCCCUGACUCCAUAGUGUUUUCUGUUAACUCUCUUCCGAGUGUUUGCCUUCUGUUCUCUUCCUCCAUUUUGUAUCCUGUUUGUCUUAAACUUGAAAUAUCCGCCUGGAGAACCCUCUGGAUUCCAUCGCCUUUUGGACAGUCUCCCACAAUUUCACUCACUGGAAUUUCCCUUCUGUCCAUUUAGUGGCAAACCAUGAGCCAAGUGGGGUGUGGCUUAUCUGCGGACCCCUCCUCCUCCAGCUUCUCCAGCGAGACACGAGAAGCACUUCGUUCUUAAGGACAUUUUUUUUUUCCCCGGUGUGGUGGCGUCUGGGAAGAGAGACUCCUCUAACAACAUAAAGGAGAAUGGGGUAGAGGUUUGGGUUCAGGUGAGUGAGGCUAAAAAAAUCCCUUUAAAUAGAAGCAGUAUUUUUGCAAGCAGUAUAUCAAUUUUCUUAGCUGGCUGCAGGUUUUGCCCCUCACCUGGGAGGAAGAGCAAAAGACAAGGAUGUAUUUUAGUUGGAAUUCUCCUGGCUACUGGCAGCUGGCUUCUGGCAGUAGUGGAUUUUUGACUUUAAUGAAAGUCACCCUGUUCAUUCUACAGAACAGAUGGUGUGCCAUAGUGCUUUGUUUUCAGAUGUCUCUUUUUUGUUCUUUGCCUCAUUUUUAGAUGAUAUAUAUAUUUUUUUCUGAUUCCUUUAAUUUACUUCUAUAAACAUCUGUGCAUUUGCCGGACAAAAUGCACUUCCUAGUUCUCCCCUUCCACCCCUCCCCCAGACCAUUAAAAAUGCAUUUGGUUCCUGUGCAUUGUUUACAAAGCAGAAAAAAAAAACAAAAACAAAAAGUAUCAUGAAAGAGGAAAAAACAACUUAAUAUAUUUUGGAUUAAUAUUGGUAUUUCUUUUUAAAGUAUUUUUUUCGUGCUGUGAAACUUUCUGCCAAAGACAAUGAAUUUUUUGUUUGUAUGUUUAAAUUAUCGUACAUAUUUAAAUGUAAACUGGGCUAUUUUGUUAUGCCACCCUGUACCAGGAUUGCUGUAGCAUUCCACUUGGUAUAACAGUAUUUUAAUAAAAAAAAAAAAGAACGAAAAAA
Messenger RNA from Ornithorhynchus anatinus (platypus), 4673 nucleotides. RefSeq names its product angiomotin like 2 (gene AMOTL2). The transcript is spliced from 10 exons. Gene Ontology annotation, cellular component: cytoplasmic vesicle; plasma membrane; bicellular tight junction. The coding region runs from base 466 to 2778 and encodes 770 amino acids. Gene Ontology annotation, biological process: regulation of cell migration; establishment of cell polarity involved in ameboidal cell migration; hippo signaling. NCBI's taxonomy places the organism in Eukaryota, Metazoa, Chordata, Mammalia, Monotremata, Ornithorhynchidae. The record is from RefSeq and is a predicted model, not a curated record.